This is a messenger RNA of Ceratosolen solmsi marchali, 1981 nucleotides long. RefSeq names its product SET and MYND domain-containing protein 4-like. Lineage: Eukaryota; Metazoa; Arthropoda; Insecta; Hymenoptera; Agaonidae. Gene Ontology annotation, molecular function: histone deacetylase binding. The record is from RefSeq and is a predicted model, not a curated record. Gene Ontology annotation, cellular component: cytoplasm; nucleus. The coding region runs from base 28 to 1875 and encodes 615 amino acids. The transcript has 5 exons.
UCAAAAGAUUGUAAUUAAAUUUUAACAAUGGAUAAUGGACUUUAUAGAAAUAUGAUCAUUUCUGAACUUAGUAAUGUAAAAUCUGAUUUUGUCAAGACAAUGAAUCUUGAAUGUGUCGCAAAAAAUUCAAAACUUUCUUCUAGUAAAAGGAAGGAUGGUAAUGCACUAUACUAUAAACUGAAAUUUUUGGAAAAAGCAUUUAAGAAUUAUACAGAAAGCAUAGCGUUGGCUCCAAUUGAUUCAGAAGAGCUUGCAUUUGCUUAUGGUAAUAGAUCAGCUUUGCUAAAAUUUCAAAAGAAAUAUAAUGAAAGUAUUUUGGAUAUUGAUAGAGCACUUGCAAUAAAUAAAACUGAUAAUUCACACAAAUUAAAGCUUCUGUAUCGCAAACUUCAUUGUCUUGAAGCACAAUAUUCGCUUAAUAAUGAUAAAACAUACAAUGAAAUUGUGAAUUUAAUUAAAAUUAUAGAUGGAAACAGUUUUAAUAUUAAUAUUUUAUACAAAGUAAAGGAUAUGUUAAAUAAUCUUAGCAAAACUAAUCUUGAGAAGGUGCAAGAAAUACCUGAACAUAUACAAAUUUUAUCUAUUAAAGAAGAUCAAAAUCCUUUUGAUUUUGUAAAAAUUCAAUAUAAUAAAAAAUUUGGCAGGUGCCUGGUGUCCACUUGUGACUUUAAACCUGGAGACAUUAUAUUUGUAGAGAAAGCUUAUUUAAAACUUUUUGAACAAGUUAAGUUUGUAAAUUAUUGUGGCCAUUGCUUCUCGAAGUCAUGGACAAAUAUACCAUGUGACUAUUGUAAUUGGUGCAUGUUUUGUUCUGAAGAAUGUAAAAAUUUGGCUUGGAAGAAUUAUCAUGAUAUCGAAUGUAUAACUAUUUCACAUUUGCUAAAUUAUCAUAAAAUUAAUAAUUCUGAUUUCCUUAGUUUGAGAAGUUUACUUAUAAGAAUAAAGGAAUUAGGUGGUAUAGAAAAUUUUAAAGCUGAUAAUUUAGAGUUUGUUGAUGUAUCUAUAGAUAAUAACAGAUGCAUGCAAGAAGCAAAAUAUAAUUUUUUAAAAUCACAAAUAGUUAAACCAGUAGAUAAUUCUUAUAAUACAGUUAAAAAUAAAUUUUUGACUGACUAUGCUAUUACAGCUGUUAAAAUGUUAAUUAUUUUAACAAAAACAACAUCACUCUUUAAAGAAAGUGGGGUAAACAAAUUCAGUAGUAUUAAUGACUUACAAACAAAUCAAGAUAUUUUAUUUAUUGGCUCAGUAUUUCUAAAACUUAGAAUAAUAAGUGAACACAGUACUCACAUAGUAAAUGAAAAAUCUGUUAAUAAAUUAUCGAAAGACUAUAUGAUUUGCAAAGCAGCUAAUUGUUCUUUACAAGGAGCUUAUAUACCUUCAAUAAGUUCCUCAAUUCUUCAAAGUCAUAAUCCAAAUACAAAAAUAUGCAUAACAGGCAGUCAACAAUUAAUUGUUCUUGCAUUACAGUCUAUUCAUCAAAAUUCUCCUUUAUUUGUGUCAUGUAAUCCUUGGCUUAUUCACCCUUUCGAAGAUAAUUCAAUUUUAGAAAACACAAAAUCAACCUGUUGUGAGGAUUGCACACAAAAGUGGUCUAAUUUGCUUCAACUAUAUAAAAUGCCAACGGAAAAGCCAUUUUUAUAUGCAUCAACCUACAAUCAAAAAGAAUCAGAUUUGUAUGAUGAAAAUGAUAUGUUGGUGAGUCCGAUUUUGAACGGCAAGAAGCAGCAAUUUAAUCAGUCAACAAUAAGACGCUUAUCUAAAGCCAUAGAUGAGGCUUCAAAAUAUUUAAAUCAACCAUCAGUUGUUAUUUAUGAAUUACUAAUAUCUUUGAGCAUAGUAUUUAAUAGGCUUUAUGGUACAGAAAGAAUAUUUUAAUGUAGUUAACUGUUAUUCAUAUAGUUUCUAAUUUUUGUCUUUUCAAAUAAUUGAAUGACUUUUACGCGUUAUUUAUGAAAUUGUGCCUAAUAAGUUAUAAGAUAAA